UCGAGGCGAGCGCGCUUGGAGGGCCCGAGCCCGCCUGGGAGCCCGGGGAACCCUGCGCGGCCAGCGGAGCGCUUUGGGCGUCGGCGGCGCGGCAUGGCUCCGGUCGCGGACCGCGAGGGCUACUGGGGCCGCACGACCUCCACGCUGGACUGGUGCGAGGAGAACUACGCGGUGACCUGGUACAUCGCCGAGUUCUGGAAUACAGUGAGUAACCUGAUUAUGAUUAUACCUCCAAUUUUUGGUGCGAUUCAAAGUGUUAGAGAUGGACUGGAAAAGCGGUACAUCGCUUCUUAUUUAGCACUCACAGUGGUAGGCAUGGGAUCCUGGUGCUUCCACAUGACUCUGAAAUAUGAAAUGCAGCUGUUGGAUGAACUCCCAAUGAUUUACAGCUGUUGUGUAUUUGUGUACUGCAUGUUUGAAUGUUUCAAGAUCAAGAACUCAGUAAAUUACCACCUGCUUUUUACCUUAGUUCUAUUCAGUUUAAUAGUAACCACAGUUUACCUUAAGGUAAAGGAGCCUGUAUUCCAUCAGGUCAUGUAUGGAAUGCUGGUCUUCACAUUAGUACUUCGAUCUAUUUAUAUUGUUACGUGGGUUUAUCCAUGGCUUAGAGGACUGGGUUAUACAUCCUUGGGUAUAUUUUUACUGGGAUUUUUAUUAUGGAACAUAGAUAACAUCUUUUGUGAUUCACUAAGGGACUUUCGAAAGAAGGCACCACCUAUUAUAGGUGUUACCACCCAGUUUCACGCAUGGUGGCAUAUUUUAACUGGCCUUGGUUCUUACCUUCACAUCCUUUUCAGUGUAUAUACAAGAACACUUUACCUGAGAUGCAGGCCAAAAGUGAAGUUUCUCUUCGGAAUCUGGCCCGUGAUCCUGUUGGAGCCUCUCAGGAAGCACAGAUAAAUGAUUCCACCAAGAAAACAACAACAAAAAUACCUGCCAUAGGCCUAGUCAAAGGAAUAAGGAGAUCCUUCAAGAUCUACAUGUUCAACUGCAUCAUGACCAUCACAGCCGAGGGUGACUCUGACUGAUGCUGCCAGCCACGCGGAGAAUGAGGGGUGGGGCGCAUUGGAUGUUCAGCUUAUGUCGUUACCUCCUCCUCACCCUCACCCUCACCCUGAGAUGUUAAAAAGAAACAGACAUGAUAAGUCUAUGUAUACUUGAAUGCUAGAAAAAGUGGGCUUUUCUUAACAGGUUAACAGUUUGUGCUGAUCAUAGCAAAUUUACCAUUUCCUCCUUUUGUGACAAGGGUUGCAUGUGAAUUAUACUUUCUUAAUAUUUGGUUAAAUAACAGAAUCACUAUACUGGCAACACCCCAUCUCCAGAAGACCAGCUAUGACCUAGCACUUAGCAGUGUCAGCCUUGAUUUGUAUUUUUGUCCAAGUAACCUCAUGACAGUUGGUUUUCCAAGGUUUCUGUUUAGUUUUGUUUAAAGAGCUAUCAGUGGGAUUCUGGUAGUUUUUCACUGUCUGCCUCUGUGCUAAUCAGAGGGUGUCAUAAGCAAGCUCAGACCUGCCACUGGGUUGGGUUGUCACACCCCAGCUCUGGCUUGUCUGGGUGUGUCCAAAGCCAGUCAGAGCAGGAGGGUCAUCUUGCAGCCUUUAUGAAGGCCAUGAGGACACCUGUGCAGAGUGUUGUAUCUGCAGACCGUUAGAGGUGGUUGUUCUGUUGCCUUUGAUCUUGGCAGAUCUUCAAGUCGUUACUUUAUGGCUAGGCAAACAUGGUCUGGUCUACCCAUAUUCCAUCCUCCUGGCAUAACUUAUUUGAAGUUACCAGUGAAUAUCAUUAUACUCUGACAUUUUAAAUUAUGCAGUAUUUUCCAUUUUCAUAGAAAAUGUGUUGGGUUAACUAGAGCUAAAUGAUCAGGAUCCUAUUUACAUAAAACUUAUUAUUUAGAAUAUCUGCUCCUUCAUUUUUCUGAAGGAAAUAGAUUUAAGAGUUGGGAACAGCUCUCACUUACUUGAACUUGUAACAGAACUCCCAAAAGUUAAAGUGCUGAAAAAUGGCAGUGAAAUCUCACUGUAAGGCAGCUAGUGCUAAUUUGGAUUCAAAUGUAUAACAAAUUGUAUCACUUUUAACACCUGUCCAGGUUUAAAAAUUUCAUUUGACCCCUUUGCUCAUAUAUUACCAUAUUUGUAGCUCUACACCAUUAGCAUUUUUAUGACUGUUCUUAUACAUUAUUAUAAACUUCAGAUCAUUACUACGAGCUUCAAAAGGAAGCUCAUUUUUUUCUUACGCAAAGAUAUUAAACACUUCCGUCACUUCCCCAGUAUUUAGUAAGUAGCCUUAGUACAAAUUUAAAACCAAUACAAAUGUUGUUCAUUUUUCACCUACUUGCCUUAGUUUUAGUCCAAAUAGUAUUUUCCUUACCUAGCAUGCUAACGUGCCGUUAGGCGGAUACUUCCGCCCACUUUUAUGAUCCUCCAGAUAGAAAAGCACUUGCCAAAACAUAAAUAUAAAAAAGAACUGUGGUCGUGCCUUAGGAAAACAUGAAACUAAACAGUUGCAACACACAGCCCAGGAGAUUGUUCUUUCUUUUACCACGAGAUUCUGACUUCUGGCUGCAUUUCAGGUGCAGUUACCCAGGCUGUCCGCCAUCUUACAUUUUUUAGUGAGUUCCAUUUGUUUCUCACCAUUGUCUUCUGUGCUUUUUACUCAAGAUAUACUUCUGCUUAAAGAAUCUAUGUAUAGAAACAGGCACAUCCCUAAUGAUAAUGCUGCUAAACACUGGGCAACUGAGACUCUACAGUAUUAAAGUCAGAGUGAGUGAGUGGGAGCACACCCUGGCAGCGGCCCCAGCCGCUGCUUGUUGAAUGAAGCCCUCCCGCACUGCAUGGGAGAAGUUCGGGGGCCACUGGGUGACUUGUAACAUUGUGGCCGAUUUUUCAAAGACCUUUGUUUCCAUCAGGAAAACAGGCAACAUCAAACUAUUUUACAAGUGUUGGGCAAAAGGCAGAGACUAAAUCUGGUCUCUUUCAUUUUCCAAGUUCUUGCCCCACGUGGCUCACUUUUUGGCAACCUAAGUAUUAGCAUUCUUAAGACUUUGUAUCUGUGCCACAACAAGUAUUUUGGAAAUACUGCUACCCUUUGGGACAUCGCUAAAUCGCCUUUAUUUCAAUGGUUUUGCUUUUUCCUUCUAGGAUUCUGGGUGGGCACUGUAGGGUUGGAUUACUUCCCCUCUCCCUUCCCUUUAUUUUCUUGGAAGACUUCCUGUUAACUAGAAUAUACAAAAAAAAAGACAACAAACAAAAAUCUGCUUCCUCUAAGCAAAUAAUGGUUUGUUUGCACAUCACCCGGUGUGAAAGGUGCUCAUCUGUGAGCCCUAUGACAAAUUAUAUUUUAGAAAACAUUAAUCCUUUAUGAGGACAUGAAAGAGGUAGUUUGCUUGCACAUUUUAAUAACCUUCCUGUGCUGCCAUUUUCACUCCAGAAAAAUUAAAAACCAUUGGCCUUUUUUUUAAAGGAAAAACUAGGUGAAAGGUGGUUGUGUUAAUCAGAUUGGUCAUUCUGUCCACUCCCCACCGUGGUACUUCCGUGAAACACUGCCACCACCUGAAGCCAUCUCUUUGGUCCUUGUGAUAAAUUGAUCGUUAAUGGAGAAAAAUCCAUUUUUGAAUUGUCUACAAACAAGAGAUCCAAAUAGUAGUAUGUGGUUUAGCAGAAUUCAAUCAAAUAUUAUGGUCAAACUCUACUGCAGAGUUUCCAGGACUGGUAAUCUGGGCUGUCCUUGCACUGAGAGGGUUUUUCUUAUACUAAGAAGAGGGAGGAGUCAGAGCAAAUCAAGAGACAAAAAAUUUCAGGUACACAAUGCAUGAAAGUUUUUAAAUACCUGCAAAAAGUUCCAUUUUAAUGCAAACACUCUCUGAAUUUAGCCAAUGUCCCUAAAAGUGUUUAAUAAUUUAAGGGUUUUUUAUACAUUUUAUGGGUUCCAUGUUACUUUAUUCUUGAAAAAAUCAUUUGUUGCUAAGUGUAGAGUUUUAGCUCUCAAUUCCACAUUUACAUGACAGAAGAAAUCCUCUUACCCCUGUGGUUUAUGAUGCGCUACUGGGGGAACAGUCGUGUGAGACGGGAAUUUCAGUGAGGAGUUAUCACUGGAAUUCGCAGCUGUGUGGUGAUUUGCGGAUCUGUAUCUAUCUACAUUUUACAUCAUAUCAGCGCCAUAGUAUAAUUAGUUUGAUAACUUUGUCCUGUUUUAGUGUCAAAAAUUACAGCUUGUUCUCUGCUGUAAAUGUUUGGAAAUAAUGACUAAAAUUUGGCUAACAGUAGUUAAACCCCUCUGGGGGAGCUAUAAAAUGAAAAAGAAAAAGAAUGGUCAUGACCCAUCCACCUGGAGAAAUUCAGUGCUGUUUAUUUAAACUGCUGCACUUCCUUCAGGAAUAAGGAAACUUGUUAAUUUUAAUGUCCAACUGUAGUAGCUGGGCGGGAAUAAGCUGUCAGUAUUGCAGAGGUUUGUGUGAGCAUGCUGCUGGACUUAAUUUCUCCUGUUGGAGAGGGAGAAUCUUUCCUGUCCUCUUAGAUUCAGUAGUUGGGGGCCUGGCAAAUGACAGGUUAGCAAGGGAGAAGGCAGACUUUUCACACAUAGUCACAUAUCUACACGGGAGUUCAGAGAAAAAUGUGCCUCAAGGAGGAAGAAGUUGGGGCUUAAUAAGGAGAAGGACAGGGACAGAGGGCACUUACGGGAAAACAAAUGACUUUUAGGAGAGAUAACGGGGCCUUAGGAGAACACGUGGGAGAGAUGGCAGUUUCGUGACUGUCCGUUCGGGUGUGGUCCGGAACUCCCGGGGGAGAGGAUUUCCGACAGUUGAGUUCUUCGGGCACAUAGAAGGACUUCAGGGAAAAGAAAGGCCUCUUCCUGCAUCUGCUCAUUCCCAGGUGCCUUCAGCUCAAAAUGACUCUUUGCCACAGUGGUGUAUUCUGCACCCCUUUUCUUCCCAUCUAAACUUCCCAGAGAGUUUAACCAAAAGCUGAGUUGGUGGCUGUGGAGAGAUGUGCGUUACAAGCUGGGAUGCAAAAGACCUGCAAAAGAAAAGACUUGGACUUACACAGAAACAAAAGGGAAAACAAAACUGAAUUGUUGGAGCAGAUUAUAAACUCAGUCUUUGAGUCCAGAGGGCAGCCACAAGGAUCUCCAGAUGGUCCUGAAGUGCCUUGAGGUGGCGGAGUGAGGACGGAAGUGGCAGUCUCCAUCAUGGUUGUUUCCUGGAGCUCAAAGACCCAUGUUCUGGUGAACUUCCUGAGAGUCACGAACUGUCGUAGUGAUAGAUCCUUUCAAGUUACAGCAGGUCUUGCAGCCUCAGCUUGCGAGGCUUCAGGAAAAGGGCAGUUUUAGUUCUUAGUGAUACCAAGUCAGGAGUGGGAGAAAAUUGGAAAUGUUCAUUACUGAAAAAAUGCACAGGAUGGCAGGAUCCAGCUUACAAACAGGUGAAAUAAAAUAGCUCAAAGAGAAUGAACCGGACUAGAAUCUAGUUUUCCAAGGAAACAAAAUUUUUCUCUACUCACCCUCAUUUUUAUCAAAGACAAUCAGGGUAAGACUGUUUUUGUUUGCAAAACAAAUGCAGUCUCAUCAAACUUAGCCUGAUAGGUUAAGUGCAACAAAAGUAAUAAUUGAUGACAUAGGCCUUUUCAACUUUGUUUGGCUGGGACUUUUACCAGGAAUUUCCGAUUGGACAUUUUAAAGCCUUAAGGCUGAUGCCGAGCCAAGAACCCACCAUCAGCCUUCACUUGCAGUACCUGCAGAUUUGGGUGAAUUCCUCCUUCUUGGGGUCCCCAAAAUAUUCUGAGCUUUUUGGGUGCCAUGAAGCGGCCUACCUUACUCACCGGCCAGGCUGGGAGCCCUGCAAGGGCGCCAGGCCCGGCUUCCAGGAGAGCUUUGUAAGUGCCAGCGCCUUGUGAGUCGAGCUCAGUCCCUUAAAACUAGUCACUUCCUAUUCAAUGCAUAUCUUCUCAGAAAUGACAUUCUAGUCAAAGCCCUGGUGACAGAGUCAGUGCUUCCGGUUGUGUCCUGCUACAAGGAGACUAAAGUCUUUUUGGACACACUUGAAUCACUGUAUUGCCGUACAAAUAAGAAUUUCCAAAUUUUGGAGGGAUCAGGCAAGGAGAAAAGAUAAAUGUUUUAUUUUUGUUUACAAAGAUAUACUCUACUAAAUUCUGUAAGUUAUAGAUAGCUUAAAAGAGUCAAAGGGGUUUCUUAAAUCUGGAAAACAAGAUUAAAGAACAGCAGUACUAAACUUAGGUUUAGUAAUUAAUGAUCCAGUAUCUUAUUUGGAAGUGGCCUGGACCCAGAUGCAGGUACUGCUUCACUUGAAAGUCAAACUGAAGGUAAAACUCUGGCUUUGGACCAUAGACUUUCACCUUGGGUCAUGAAACCUUGACAUCAUGGAGGGAAAAGUGGAAAACGUAAGGGGUACAACUUCCAUCAGACGCCAGCCCUUCCUCUAGUAGGCCGGCCGAGCAGCUGAGGAGAAGGCGUCACCAAAGAAUUGAAACAAUUAUUAGCUACAGAAUUUCUACUGUUUGCACACAUUCAGCCAUUUGGAAGAAGCAGUACCUACCGCUGUUUUCAUACACUUUACACAUCUGGUGUUGUUUCAUAAGGCCUUCGUUCAUCAUUAAAUUCAGCAAGUUACUGCCUGUUUUGAUUGGUAGCUAAUGUGGAAAAUGAUCACAGGAACAUUUCCUACUAGAAAACCCUAAAACCUAACUCAAGAAAUUCAAUUACAGGCAUGCACGUCACCUAAAAUCACCCCACUCCGGUUAGCUCAGCAGCUGGCAAUAUUACACCAUCAACCACAGGUCACCCUUUGCUUACAGGUCCUUUCAACCUCAUUAACAAAGCUGCUUCAUUGCUUUAAAGAGCACAAUGUUAACGCUUAAACAAGAUUUAGUCCUUGGUACCCUACUUUUGGACUAUAAGACGCACUCCCCAAAUUUGGAGUGAAAGGGGUGCAUUUAUAGUCUGUAGCUUACCUGGCUCACUGUGGGAGGGGGGACAGUGAAGCGGGGUCACAAGUUAUCAAAUAUUUUACCACAUUUUUUGCUUCAAAAAUUUUUUUCUAUUUUCCUCCUCUAAAACCUAGGUGCAUCUUAUGGUCCUAAAAUACGGUAAUUUAAAUAUUCACCAAAUUGUCAUAAGGUUCUGAAACAUGGUGAUGUUAGAUCUGCAGAUCAUAACUUUUGAGUUGCGUUUACAGAGGUAACAGGUUGCAGCAGGGUACAUGUAUUAAAGAAAUCUUUAAGCAUAUGUAUCCCUAUGAAUACUCAUUCUGAGGUGAUCUUCACCCAGAAGAUGACACAAAUGUUCUGUGAUACCAAAUGGCCGUAGAACAGGGGUAGGCAAACUGCAGCCCCCAGGCCAAACCCCAUCUGCAGCAGGUGGGCGGAGAGGUGAGAAGGAUUUCUACGAUCUGAGUGUUGACUGAACAUACAGAAGAACGAAGACUGCAAAGCCUCCACGGCUCACUCUCUGGUUCUGGGAGACCUUCAGCCAGUGAGCUGCACGGUGGGAAUCAGGCAGUGCCUCCCACGGCCCUUCUGUGGCAGUGCAGUGCGUGUUUGUCAGAAUGAAGUAUUUUAUACAUGUGAAGUCUCUCACUUUGUGGAAUGUAAUCAUAUGAUUUGUGUUUAAAUAGUUACACUAUAAAAUCAUUUCUUCGUAUCAGUUUUACUAGAUUGGCAACAGUCUGCUGCAAAGUGCCUAAACCUUUGAAAAAUUAUGUGAUUUUGUUUUUGUUACAAAGGGAAUUCCACUCCAUACCGCAAAGUCCAAAAAUGUUAGUCGCGUUCAUCUUUCGAGUUGACUUCCAGAAAGCUGAGUUCUUUAGACCAUUUUUCUCACGCCAUUUACAAUGUGCCACACAGUAGCUGCAAAGGAGCUAACAAGCUACGCCAUUGUCAUGUACACAUUUUUUUCAAAAGGAAAAGUUCAAAGUUUUUUCCACAAGUAGUUCGUGUUUCUUUUUGUAGAGCUAAAUUAAUGCUUAUUAAUACAUGAACCUAUUUUAAGAAAUAGCUAUUAUGAAUUUAUGUUUAAUGUACUGAUUGGGCAUUGUUCAUUGUCAAGCAUCAUCAUACUUGUAAUAUUUCUGAGUCAUUUAUCAAUGUGACCAGCAGAUAAACUGUUCAAGUUAA
This is a messenger RNA of Artibeus jamaicensis (Jamaican fruit-eating bat), 8123 nucleotides long. It is a transcript of the gene ACER3, whose product is annotated as alkaline ceramidase 3. The coding region runs from base 94 to 900 and encodes 268 amino acids. Gene Ontology annotation, biological process: phytosphingosine biosynthetic process; ceramide metabolic process. Gene Ontology annotation, cellular component: endoplasmic reticulum membrane. Lineage: Eukaryota; Metazoa; Chordata; Mammalia; Chiroptera; Phyllostomidae. The transcript is spliced from 11 exons. The record is from RefSeq and is a predicted model, not a curated record.